Molecule: messenger RNA, 4270 nt
Organism: Solea senegalensis (Senegalese sole)
Lineage: Eukaryota; Metazoa; Chordata; Actinopteri; Pleuronectiformes; Soleidae
Product: protein IWS1 homolog
Exons: 15
Coding region: 159-2279 (706 amino acids)
Biological process (GO): poly(A)+ mRNA export from nucleus
Cellular component (GO): nucleus
Source: RefSeq, a predicted model, not a curated record
GUUCCUCCAUUUUGGGUCUGUGGCUUCUGUAGUUAGCUGCACAUAUUAGCUGGCGAAACGCGUCGUGACUUUGUUCGGGGUGUUUUUUCCCGCUUUGAUAUCCAAGUGUAGUUGUGUCCGUGUUCAGGUGUGAACCUGAAUCCGCCUUAGUCUGACAAAUGGACGGAGAAGACGACGACUUUAUGUCCGGAAGCCACUCUGAUGAUGGCGGCGGCACUCCAGUUCAGGAUGAACACCCAGCAUCCGAUGGUGAGGACAUGAGGAGUGAUGGACACCAAUCUGAGGAUGAGGGCAGCAAUGAUGCCCACGCCAUGGAGACCAGCAGGGCAGCCAGUGGUUCUGAAAACGAGGGCCACGGAGGAGCCGACAGCGACUCAGAGGUCGAGGCCCCCCAGGGCCAAGGUGGUGUGGACGAAAAGAGUGACUCUGAAGAGGAGGCUACUCGCCCGGGUGACAGCGACGAAGAUGAAACCCCGGUCAAACGCAGGAUAACCGAUUCAGACAAUGAGGACUCGUCUCCUGUCAAACACAGAGGUUCAGAUAAUGAGGAGGGGGAAGGGUCAUCUCCUGUUGCAAAACACAGAGGGAGCAGUUCGGACAUGGAAGAUGGGGAGGACCGACCCAGAGCAGCCGCAGACAGUGACUCGGACAAUGAGGAUGCUAAACCAGCAGCGUCCAGCAGGUCAAAUGCUGAUAGUGACUCUGACACAGAGAUGCCAGCCAGACGCAAGGCAGCACAGAUAGACUCUGAUGAGGAGGGGGAGGGGGAGGGAGAUGGGGGGAAACAGCAGGAAGAUACAGAGGAAGCAACAGGAGGAGGAAAGUGGAAAGCUGUGAUGCAGUCCGACAGUGAGAACGAGGAUGAGGAGGGAGGAAGGAAGAAGGUUGCAGCAGGAAGUGAUGACGAACAACAAGAGGAGAAGGAGAGGGAACCUGCUGAUGACAGCGACGAUGAGAAGCCAGUGAAGAGAAAGAAAGCCAUUUUGUCCGACAGUGAGGAUGAGGAGAAGGCCGAAACACCAGCGAAGAGGAGUCGGGCGGUGUCGGAUGAUGAUGAGAAUUCGGACAGUGAUGAUGGAGGUCCAGAUAAGAGUCUAAAGGCCAAACUGAGAGAGCUCGGCUCUGACAGUGGAAGCGAGGAUGAGAGCUCGAAGGCGACAGCAGAGAAGAAGGAUGAGAAAGCGCUGUUUGGCAGCGACAGCGACUCUGGAGACGAGGAGGAGAAAAUGAUUGCAGACAUCUUUGGAGAGUCUGGGGAUGAGGAGGAGGAAGAGUUCACAGGUUUCAACCAGGAGGAUCUGGAUGGAGACAAGGUGCAGGCGAAGGAGAAGAAGCAGCAACUGCAGGAAGAGUCUGACUCUGAUGAAGGAGUUGACCGCAGUGGACAAGACACAAGCUUCAUGUCUGACUUCGACAUCAUGCUCGCUCGGAGAAAAGCCAUGAAUAGCAAGAAAAGAAGACACCGUGACGGAGGGACGUUCAUCAGCGACGCUGAUGAUGUGGUCAGCGCCAUGAUCACAAAGAUGAAUGAGGCUGCAGAGGAGGAUCGAACUCUGAACAGUCAGAAGAAACCAGCCCUGAAAAAACUCACCCUGCUGCCUCAGGUCGUCAUGCACUUGAAGAAACAGGACUUGAAGGACACGUUCAUUGACAGCGGAGUGAUGUCAGCUAUCAAAGAGUGGAUCAGUCCUCUUCCAGAUAAGUCUCUGCCUGCGCUCAGGAUCAGGGAGGAACUGCUGAGGAUCCUGCAGGAGCUGCCCAGCGUGAGUCAGGAGACACUGAAGCACAGCGGCAUUGGCCGAUCCGUCAUGUUCCUCUACAAACAUCCCAAAGAGUCUCGAUCCAACAAAGACCUCGCGCUCAAGCUCAUCAAUGAAUGGUCGCGGCCAAUCUUUGGUUUGACAUCCAACUACAAAGGAAUGACGAGAGAAGAGCGACAGCAGAGAGACCUGGACCAGCAGAUGCCUCAGAGACGAAGACUCAGUUCAGGGGGACAGACACCUCGGAGGGACCUGGAGAAGCAGCUAACUGGAGAGGAAAAAGCUUUGCGACCUGGUGACCCUGGGUUCUGUGCCCGGGCUCGAGUUCCCAUGCCCUCUAACAAAGACUAUGUAGUACGACCCAAGUGGAACGUGGAAGGAGACUCCAGCAGGGGUCCGAUGAAGAAGGGAAUGUCCCGGGUUGAUAAACAGAUGCGUAGAAUUGCUGAUAUUCGCCGUCUAACGAAGCCAGGUCAUGCUGUUAAAAUCAGUGUUGAAGGCAACCGGAUGCCGUUGUGAUUUUUAAACGCCAUAGGAUUUAUUUACUUUUUUUUUCUUAUUAAUGUUUUGUUUCAUGAACAAUACCAUUGUUGUCCUCUCCCAUCCCUCCAUCCUCCCUGCUGAGGUCCAGCCUCACCCUACUGCCGACUGAAGGUUUAAGGUCACCUGCUGAUGUCACAGACUUGACUGUGUCUGGCCAGAAAAUAUUAAAUAUCAUCCAGAAUGAUCCUUGGAACGAGAGAUUACUGCCUUUUAUGUGAGCAAUCACAGCUGCCUAUCUUAGUAUGGGAGUCCGUAACGCUGACCUUUGAGCUAGAACUGAACUCAAUAUGUUCAUAAUUGUUGAUAAUGUUAGCAGUCUGCUACAUUACCUUUAUUUUCUCAGCCAAUCAUGUUUCUAGAAACAUUAGCUGUGUUAGCUGUGUAGCAUACAGCUACAUUAGCUUUAGGUCCAUUUUCUUAAAGUGAACUCCUGUCGCCCCCAUGAGGAAUUCAGAUUAAUUACUAAAAAUAUCAAUGAACAUUUUAUGAGUGCUUCAUGGAGCUUUCAGUCAUAUUUACUGUUUGCAGCACUGUGUUGCUGUUGCUUUGUCUCAAUCACAACAUGACGUAAAUGAAUUGUAUCCUGUGCAAAGAGCAAAGAAUAUCACCAGUCGGCAUGAGAACAAAACACCACUUUACUGAGGAAUCGAGUCACAGAGGAGCUGACAUGCUUGAUCACCAUUCUGUGAUCAAGCGAUGUGAUCCGCUCUACACUUUUCACAACUGUUCACAUUGUGUUAGAGGUUAGCAGUGAGCUAUCCAUCCAUCUUCUACCACUAGUCCAUCACAGGGCCACAUAGAGACAGACAACCAUUCACUCUCACAGUCAGUGGUCAAUUUAGAGUGUCCAGUUUGCUUAAUUGAACAAUCUGCAUAUUUUUGGACUGGGAGGAAACUGGAGAACCGGGAGAAAACCCACAAGAACAUGCAAACUCCAUGUGACCGGGUCAUAAACCCAGGUCGUCUUGCUGCAAAGGCAAGAGUGCUAACCUCUUCACUGCAAUGAGCCAUCUUUAUCUUUAACGUCAUUGGCUUAUGUUGGCAGCCAACUGCACAUGCUUUAUUUAUUGUUAAUAAAUGGUAGCAUUGAAUUUGAUUCUCUAAUGAACUAAGUUGGCAAUAUAAGUUAAAACUGUUAAAGCUAGCUUAUGUUAGCAUUCACUGGUAUAAAUUUGAUAUAUUUAAUUUGAUAUACAUAAUUAAUUAUCAAUUAAUUAUGCAUUUGUUCAGAGUCGGAUUAGAUCAGAAUACACUCACACCAGGGGAAGUCACUUGAUUAAGCAGCAAAGAGGUCAGAGGAAGACGAAAUGGAAUAGAAGCUAUGUUAGCUCUUUCUGCCAACAAUACAUCUGUCUACUAUAGACUCGUUUAUACAUUUUCUGAAAACGAACAAAACAAGGUGAAUAUGCCAUGUCUCUGUGAUACAGUAAAAAUAAAAAGUGUAACAUUCUAAAUUAAUGUAAAUUUAAUCUACAAAUCUCACUCAAAGGGCACAUUUUCCUCUUGCACAUUUUCCUCUUGCUUUAAGAAAAGAAGAAGAAAUGUGCGUAAUAAAAAUCCUCCCAAAAUGAGGGUUUUAAAUUUAAUAACUUGAUUCAAGUAAAACUAAAGCAGCUAAAAAAGAGUGAGUAAUGUGGCGUUGGUGGCUUGGAGAUAAACCUGUAGCUUGUCCAAGGAUCAUUUUGGAGAUAUUGAGUUUUUUUGACCUUAGAAGCCUGAACUUCAACUUUCCUGGACUCAAGAACCAAAUGUUCUUUCCCACCUCUUAUUUCUUUCUAAAUGUGAAGGUGUUUGUAUAUAGGCCGAUGCGUCUCCCCCUCUCUGCCACCUUAGCAGCUGUACAGACGCGUGGAAAUUGUGUGCUGAACACUGUUCACACACACGAGAUAACAUGAGGUUCAGGUCUGUGCACUGUUCUGUAUCAGGUAAUACUUUUCUUAAUAAAGACUCCACACAAACUCUCUGAA